Megalops cyprinoides (Indo-Pacific tarpon) is the source of this 2397-nucleotide messenger RNA. RefSeq names its product arrestin domain containing 1a (gene arrdc1a). Gene Ontology annotation, biological process: protein transport. Lineage: Eukaryota; Metazoa; Chordata; Actinopteri; Elopiformes; Megalopidae. Bases 158 to 1465 code for a protein of 435 amino acids. The transcript is spliced from 8 exons. Gene Ontology annotation, cellular component: cytoplasm. Gene Ontology annotation, molecular function: ubiquitin protein ligase binding; ubiquitin-like ligase-substrate adaptor activity. The record is from RefSeq and is a predicted model, not a curated record.
CGAGGGGAAACCAUCCAGCCCCAUGGUGACGUCAGUCUCAUCGGAGCUGGAGGGCGAUAGAGCGGCUGGAGCCAGGUGGCAUUAGUGCGCUUUCCCUUCCGACGGCGACGGAGCGGCGCUCCUGCGGCCGUACAGCGCGCAGAGACGCGGAGGCGACAUGGGCAAGCUCCUCGAGUUCGACAUCACUUUAACCAACAACAAAGUGGUCUAUAACCCCGGCGAGUCCAUCACGGGCACCUUGAAAAUCAAAACCGGCCAGCCCCUGCAAUAUAAAGCCAUCAGAGUGAACUGCCAUGGCUGGUGCGGCGUGUCCAGCCGGCUGAAUGAGGCGGCAUGGGCCGUGGAGGAGCAGUACUUCAACAGCACCCUGUCUGUGGCUGAUAAAGGAACCCUGCCUGCAGGAGAUCACAGUUUUACAUUCCAGUUUCUCAUUCCAGGUUCGGCUCCCUCCUCGUAUGAAGGACCGUACGGGAGAAUCGCCUACAGGCUGCGUGCUUUCAUAGACACACCCCGUUUCUCCAAGGACUACAAGACAGAGAAGCCCUUCUACCUGCUAAACCCCCUCAACCUCAACGAAGUGCCCGACAUCGAGAAACCCAACUCGUCUGGAACCUCAAAGAAGUUCACCUACCUGCUGGUGAAGACCGGGACAAUUGUGCUCAAAGCCAGGAGUGACCAGCGGGGCUACAUACCUGGACAGGUCAUCAAACUCUCUGCUGAGAUCCACAACAAAUCAGGCAAAGACACGGGCUGUGUUGUGGCCAGCCUAGUACAGAAGGUGACAUUCAAGACCAAGCGACCAAUCAGUGACCUCCGUACGAUUGCAGAGGUGGAGGGGGCGGGUGUGAAGGCGGGGAAACGCGCUGAGUGGAAGGAACAGAUCAUCGUCCCGCCCCUGCCCCAGUCUGACCUCAGCGGCUGCAGCCUCAUCGACAUCCAGUACUUCCUGCAGGUGUCUCUGAGGUCUCCGGAGGUGUUGGUCAUCCUCCCUGUCCACAUCGGAGACGUGGCAGUGGACAGCAGCUCCAGGACACCGUCCCGGCCGGCUCCCCCAAUGCCAGCGCCCCGUCCCGCCCCUCGCUCCACCCCCUGCCCCACCCCUCGCCCCUCCCUCAUCGCCAGCCCCAGAGCUGUGACCCCCAGCGCCCCCCCAGCUGAGGGAGAGGAGGGAAUGGGGGCAGGGGGUGUGGCCAGUGAGGUCAUUCCCACAAAGAGCCACUCCCAGCAGGCCCGGCAGGCCGUCACCUCGCCCCGUGGGCCCUUCCCGAACCGACACAGCUUGGAUGCCUCAGGACCCUCCGAGCCUCAGUUCUGUGUGUCCACAGGGGCCACCAUCCCUUUCUUCUGUGAGGGGAACGCCAUCCCUGUCCCGACCGUCUGCCCGCUCGUCCUGCCCCCAGAGUACAGCAGCUACCCACACGAACCGCCUCCCAGCUAUGAGGAGAGUUGCAGCAGCAGCAGGUAGAAUUCCAGGCAGAGAAGGAGAUGCCUGUUCCCUCCACAUCAGCACUCCUACAGGACCUCUCCCAGCCCCCUGCUGGACAACAGGGGCACUGCAGUCGGGCUUUGAGCAGAGCACUCUCCUUUCAAUAACUGUAUUUGAAUGCAGACGUGGAAGAGAGAAAAGGGCAAAAAAUGGCUUAUUUAUGUUGUGUGUUGCUGUUUGUCCCUCUCCUGUCCCUCAGUGAUGUUGCUGGCUAGCGAUGAGCUGCAGAAAGGAUUUAGUGAGAAAGAUUCUUCCCUCACAGAGGCCCUGCACUUUGUUUGUACCUGUAGAACAGAGCAGAGCCAGCCUUUUACUCUGAGUGGAUUUUUAUAGCUGAACGUUAGCAUCUGUGAUGCCGGACUCAAAUACUACUGAAUCUCCAGCAUUGUUUUUAUAACCAAGUGUGGCCUUAGCAUCAGACCCAGCCAGGGCCAGCACAGCUGCCUGCACUGCCUGCCUGCAGGGGGCGCUGUGGAGCUGCCAGGAAAGAGGCUGACCUCUGCACAGAGCAGUCUGGUGAACAGUGAAAUCCCACCUGAAGGCAAGGGCUCUUCCCCACCCACUGACAGGGCUAGCCGCAGCCACACAGUGCUGACGCCUCAGUGAUAACCCCUCUGUGUGGCAGCUGCUUCGGCUGCUCGUUUUACAGCUCAUCUCUCUGUUCAUGGCUGCAGUGAAUGUUUUUAAAAAUGGGAAAGUGGAAUUUUAUUGACAGACCUGCUGGAAAGGUGAAUAUGUGUGUGUUUCCUGUGGCAACAACCAUAUUCAAAUCCAUUGGGAAAUACAUUUUAUAAAACUGAUACCAUCUGUAAUGAUACCCCUCCCUCUAGCACCCCAUGGUGGCUAAAAAAAGACAAAAUAAUUGCUCUGACACUCCUGGCCACAUACACACACAUGCGCACACACGCACA